Messenger RNA from Macrosteles quadrilineatus (aster leafhopper), 3477 nucleotides. It is a transcript of the gene Pka-C3, whose product is annotated as cAMP-dependent protein kinase catalytic subunit 3. The transcript has 9 exons. The record is from RefSeq and is a predicted model, not a curated record. Gene Ontology annotation, biological process: protein phosphorylation. The coding region runs from base 84 to 1142 and encodes 352 amino acids. Gene Ontology annotation, molecular function: ATP binding; protein serine/threonine kinase activity. Lineage: Eukaryota; Metazoa; Arthropoda; Insecta; Hemiptera; Cicadellidae.
UGGACAGUGAUAAGUGCAACAAAGACCCACACUUUUUGAGAAAAGUGUACUUUUUAGGGGUGAAUAAAGUUUUCGGAAACAUAAUGGCAUCGUCAAAAGUUGCGAGGUGCGGGCGUCAAGAGAGCCUUCCUAAGGAACCUCCGUCUUCCGUAGAUUCUUCCAAUACUUCGGAUUCUUCUGAUGGUGAAAAGGAUUUGGGACUGGAGGACUUCGAUUUCAUAAAAACUAUAGGAACUGGAACGUUUGGCCGUGUCUGUCUUUGCAGAGAAAAAAGUUCAAAUAAAUAUUUUGCCAUGAAGAUCCUGUCCAUCAGUGAUGUCAUCAGAUUAAAACAAGUCGACCAUGUGAAAAAUGAGAAAAACAUCCUGCUCCUAGUCAGACACCCUUUUAUUGUAAACAUGAAGUGGCACUACAGAGAUCCCAGUAACCUUUACAUGCUGUUUGAAUAUGUCUGUGGAGGAGAAUUGUUUUCAUACCUGAGGAAUGCAGGCACCUUCACAACGAGUACAGCCAACUUCUACGCCUCAGAGAUUGUGGUGGCGUUGGAGUACCUUCACUCGCUGUCCGUCGUCUACAGAGACUUGAAACCAGAGAAUCUUCUGUUGGAUAGAGAUGGACAUCUUAAGAUCACAGAUUUUGGUUUUGCCAAGGUCUUACAUGACAGGACGUGGACUUUGUGUGGAACUCCAGAGUAUUUGGCUCCAGAAAUCAUCCAGUCCAAGGGACACAACCGAGCUGUUGAUUGGUGGGCGCUGGGAGUGCUAAUUUAUGAGAUGCUUGCUGGCUACCCACCAUUCUUUGAUGAUAACCCUUUCGGUAUAUACGAGAAGAUUUUAGCUGGCAAAAUAGAAUGGCCGAGAAACCUGGAUCCUGUUGCAAAAGAUCUGAUCAAGAAACUUCUGGUGGGAGACAGAACAAAGAGGUUAGGGAAUAUGAAGAAUGGUGCUGAUGACAUAAAGAGGCAUAGAUGGUUCAAGGGUGUCAACUGGCAAGAUGUGUGUCAGAGAAGACUCAAGCCUCCCAUAGUUCCCAGGAUAGCGUACGAGGGAGACACCCGCAACUUUGACGAGUAUCCUGAGGCCGACUGGAAGUCAGCACCGUGUGUUAGUGAAGUAGAUAUGAAGCUUUUCGAUGACUUCUGAUACAAAAGCGAAACACGCACUCCUAGUUCCUAAAGCUAUCUUUCGUCCACCACUCGAUAUUUGUUUAAGCUCAUUUUUUAUUUCAUAGGAGACUUAUUUUAUGUUGCUAAUUUUGAUUGUGAUACAGAAAAGGCUUUGGUAGUCUUUUAGAUAGCCAAGCUUUAUACAUAGCAUUCAGAGCUUUAUGUUAUAGAUUUAAGCUAGUGAAAUUUGUAUAUACAAACGGAUAGUUAGCGUUGUUUUAAUAAUUUUAAAAGUUUGGUAUAUGUUUUCAUUUGUUUAUUGUUAAAAAAUAUGGUACAUUUUAUACUAGAAACAAUGAUAAUUUUUGAAAACUUUUACAAUGAAACUUUUACCAACUGUGCCAAAAAAGUGGAAAUAUAAUUGUUGACUUAACUAUUUGAUUUCCAUGGAUGAACCACUUGAAACUAAAUACCCAAAUCCUUAGUUUUUCUUACACAGACAUCAAUAUCUUAUCAUUGAAUCUAAAAGCUUCCUAUUCUAAUGCAUACUUAUCUUUUAAACCUAAUACUGAAUUAAACAAUAUUAAUGUCCCAGGAAAAACCCUGUAUAAAGUACUUCUUGAACUUUUUAAGGAGACUUUUUUUUCACUUUUUAUAAAUUGAAGUACGGUACAUAAACAUGUAAUACAAACAUACAUAUAAAUAAAGACAACCGUAAUGAAAAACGUAUGGCUAAAAACAAAAUGUAAACCUAAACAAGAAUGUAAGAUUGUAAGAUGAGUUUGUCUUCACAUUUUAUAGUAGCACACCAUGUAAACACCAAUUGAUUAAGUGUUUUAAGGCACUUUUAGAACAAGUUUUAUAGGAUUUGGUGUUUUGUCAAGGUUUAGUUUACUGUACCAGUAAUAACAUUGUAUUAUGAAAUAUACUUACAUGAAAAGAGUAGAUGUGUUUUUGCACAAUAUAGCAAGGGUAUUUUUCUGUAAAACAAUAUAUGGGCUACAUCAAGUAUACUUUCAAGGGCAUCUUUCAAACUUAUAACUAUUGGAUAUGCUCAGUUCUGUUUUAACACGUUCGCUGCGGACCAUCAAACAGCAGGCGUAGCCCCAGUACGGCGCAGCCCGCAGCGUCGAACAAACCCGAUUGCCGGGUGAUUGGCUCUCAUAUUUCGGUAUGACGAAUAGCAAAUAACGUGCGGUGAUGUCCUGUUUUAUAACAAGAGUCGACGUAGUUCGCUAAACACUCACAUAUAGCAGCACUGCUUGGAACGUAGCCGGUCCCAUCGUAUUAACAAUUGGAGGGAGAAAGACGGGACAAAAAGUUGAUUUUUAAGUUUGCCAGACGGGGAUUUUAUGGGGAAAUUUUACUACCAACCUACAACACAACAAAAAGCAAGUCACCCACUACACGCUAACGUGGAAACAUUCUGCAAAGGGUCGUAAACAAACGCACGUGGCGCGCUCGCCCACCCCCAUCCCGCCCCCCCUACUGAUAACGCGACAAAAAUAGAAACCAAGGUCACCACGGUCAUUCAACUGUGUCAACGCAGGUGGCUACAAAGUAUUAGUUCGAAAUAUCAAACGGCUGAGCCACAGGAAAAUAUUGAAGUUCAGGAGGACCCAAGUAUCCAUAUGGAUACCGCCGCCUCUACGUGAUGGACUCCAGGUAUCCAUAUGGAUACCGCCGCACCCAAUGUGUUAGAACUAAAUUAAAAUUCUGUAAGAUGGUAACAAAACCCAAACAGAAUUGUGACUCCUAAAAAGGAUUGACAAAUGUUUUAUAGUGUUUGAAAAAUAAUGCACCCUUAAGAACGUUAACAAAUUGGAUUUCAAUUUCAAAAUCGCUGCUUUGAAAAAUUUUUGAGAUAGCCAAAAUUUUUAUUGUUGCGUAGUUGUAAAUAUUCCAAUGCCUGUAUACGCUUACCAUUAUCUCAGAAAAACACAGCUCUCCUAUUAUAUGCCUAUAUACAGAAGUGUUUUUUGGAAAAGCAGAGUCAGAACACCAUUUCUGCCCCAACUCACCAUUGAGAUAACUUUUAUGUGUUGAGAAUUCAGUUAGCUUUCGUGUCAAGAUAACAAAUGAAAGUUUCCAUUGUUAAAUUACUAUAAAACAUAUAGAUUUUUAUUUGGCUAAGAACACCCUUGCUCUAUUGUUAGUGAAUAAGAUUACAAUUUCAUCCAGUUGUGCAGUAUUUCAAGAAGAUUUGUUUAUAUUUGUAUUUAACUGUGAUCAUUUAUUAGUUUUUUAAACUCAAAGAGUUAUAUUUAAUUAUUUAGUAUUUGUGUGUCAGUACAUUAAAUUUUCACAUGAACAAUAAUAGUUUUGUACAGUGUAAGUUAAUGUGUCUUAAAAAUAAAACAAGGUUAGUUUUA